UUAUUCAUUUAUUUGGAGUUAUAUAUAUGACUUAGUUUUUUACUUAUAAUUAAACAACAUGUUGUUAAUAAAAGACUACUAGAUGCUGUCAGAAAAAGACCAAAGGAAAUAAAAACAGACUAAAUUAAGAUCGCCACUAGGAGCCGUUAUACUUCUCUGGUCAACGGCUAUAACUAACGGAGGCAUCCGUUAGUCUUUUUAGACGUCGUUAUCUUUCCCGCUAUAAAAAGCCAUUUUCCAUUAGCUUGAUUUCCGGGAAAAUAAUCUCUGUGAAGAAAGUUUCUCUCAUCUUCCCAAGAAUUUUUUUUCUUGGGAGCAAAAACCACAAACUUCUUUUUGCGUCUCUUCUCACCUUCCUCCCGAUUUUUCAGCUCAGAACGAGAAAAAGCUCUCUGUUCACGCCAUAAACAUCGAUUCCCAAUUUUUCCAGGGACUUCAAUUUGGAAUUCGUGCGAGUGGUUUUGAGAAGCACUGAGAUGAGUAAUAAUCACACGGUUGUAUACGUUAAUAGAUUGAUUCGACCGGUUCCGUUACCUCCGGUUCUCGCGGAGGCUGAGAAUAAUAUGAGAUCAGAGUCGCUGGUUGAUAUCUACGACGGGGAUACUACUGAGUGUCGUAUUUGUCAAGAGGAAUGUGAUAUUAAGACUCUUGAGAGUCCAUGUUCUUGCAAUGGCAGCUUAAAGUAUGCUCACAGAAAAUGUGUUCAACGUUGGUGCAAUGAAAAGGGGAACACUAUAUGUGAAAUCUGUCAUCAGCCAUACCAAGCUGGAUAUACCUCACCACCACCUCCACCCCAAUCAGAAGAAACUACUAUUGACAUUGGUGGAGGAUGGAGAAUCUCAGGUUUGGAUUUAGAUGAUCCACGUCUCUUGGCAAUAGCAGAAGCCGAACGUCAGAUUUUAGAAUCGGAGUAUGAUGAUUUUACAGCUUCAGAUACCAAUGGAGCUGCAUUUUUCCGCUCAGCUGCUCUAAUAUUGAUGACUCUUCUUCUAUUGCGACAUGCACUAACUAUACCAGAUUAUGCAGAUGGUGAAGAUGACCCUUCUUCAAUACUUUCUCUUUUCUUACUCCGAGCUGCCAGUUUUCUUCUUCCUUGCUACAUCAUGGCAUCAGCCAUCAGUAUCCUGCACCGCCGUAGACAAAGACAGGAAGCAGCGGCUUUGGCCACUCGGUUUGCGUUGGUGCUCAGCUCAAGGCAACCUAGAGCCGUGAUUAAUUAUUUGUCAAUGGAGCCGUGAUUUAAUAAUAGUUCUACACCAAAAGCUUCAGGUAUAUGCUUUUCAAUGAUUUCAUCAGCAAAUGAUUCAUGAACUGCUGUUAUAAGAGUGGUUUGCAAUAAGUAGAAAGAAGAAUCUCUUCUUGUCACUUCUUGCAGAGCUAUUGAAACUAUCUUUUCUGAUGAAAUCAUUGAAUCAUGUGUGGCGAAAUUAUUAAUCAAGAUUUGAUAUCAACAAGGACCAUCAAAAGAUCUACAUGAUGGUCCUUCUGAAUCGGCUUUCUUACAAACAAGGAGUGUCCUAACUUAGUGCAGAGUUUUUUCUUAUAAGUAUUCGAUUCUAAGAAAGUUUGUGUAUGUAGAUUAAAAGUUUCUGAUUCUGUGGCAUUAAGUUUUUCAAUAACACUCGUUUGGGAGAUGAGCAUUUCACUUUUUUAAGAAAAAAAAAA
This is a messenger RNA of Arabidopsis lyrata subsp. lyrata, 1665 nucleotides long. RefSeq lists its product as uncharacterized. Gene Ontology annotation, biological process: protein ubiquitination. Gene Ontology annotation, cellular component: membrane. Gene Ontology annotation, molecular function: ubiquitin-protein transferase activity; zinc ion binding. The coding region runs from base 477 to 1238 and encodes 253 amino acids. The record is from RefSeq and is a predicted model, not a curated record. NCBI's taxonomy places the organism in Eukaryota, Viridiplantae, Streptophyta, Magnoliopsida, Brassicales, Brassicaceae. The transcript has 7 exons.